Molecule: messenger RNA, 1687 nt
Organism: Cryptomeria japonica (Japanese cedar)
Lineage: Eukaryota; Viridiplantae; Streptophyta; Pinopsida; Cupressales; Cupressaceae
Product: probable sarcosine oxidase
Exons: 1
Coding region: 180-1439 (419 amino acids)
Molecular function (GO): sarcosine oxidase activity; flavin adenine dinucleotide binding
Source: RefSeq, a predicted model, not a curated record
UGAAUAAAGUAUUCAACAAGCUACCUAGAGAUUCCUGACCAAUGUUCGCAUCCAAUAAGCCGAUAUCUGCCGAACAUAAUUCUAGUCUUACGAAGUGAGUCUACAUAAAAGGUUUAGAGUCGCGCAGAACAGUGAUCUGAGUCAAAAUACCCAACACAAGUUAAGACAGAAGAGGGGCGAUGGGUGAGAUUGCAGGGGAAUAUGAAACAAUAGUCGUAGGAGCAGGCAUAAUUGGCAGCUGCACUGCCUAUCAAAUUGCCAAGAGAGGCAAGUCUGUUCUUCUUCUGGAACAAUUUGAUUUUCUUCACCACAGAGGCUCUUCCCAUGGGGAAUCCAGAACUAUCAGAGAAACUUAUCCAGAAGAAUACUAUACUGCAAUGAUGGAAGAGGCUUUUUCCCUCUGGGAAGAAGCUCAGCAGGAAAUUGGGUAUAGAGUUCACAUCAAAACCAAGCAGCUAGACAUGGGUUCAGUCGAAAACAAGAGCCUCCAAUCUGUCAUAGGAGUCUGCAAAAAACUAGGGAUCCCCCAUGAAGUUCUCAAUGCAGAGAAAGCUUGCUCAAGAUUCAAGGUAAUAAAUUUGCCUCAGAAUUGGAUAGCUGUUGUCACAAACAGAGGAGGGAUACUGAGAGCCUCCAAGGCAGUUGCAAUGUUUCAGUCUUUAGCCUUGAAGAAUGGAGCCACUCUAAGGGACAAUGCCCGAGUCAUGAAAAUUAGCAACGGGUGGAAAUUGAGGGAUGGGUCAAAUGGGGUUCUGGUGUGCACCAGCAGGGGCUCUGUACUUGGAAGGAAAUGCGUGAUUGCUGCAGGUGCAUGGGCUCAGAAACUUGCUAAAGAAAUAGCAGAGAUUGAAUUGCCUGUUCAACCUAUUCAUACCACUAUUGCAUAUUGGAAAAUCGAGGAGGGCUUAGACAGCUUUUUGCCUGAAAAAGGGUUCCCCACGUUUGCUUGUUAUAAUGAUCCUUACUUUUAUGGGACGCCCUCUCUGGAAUACCCUGGGUUGCUCAAGAUUUCAGUCCAUGGAGGUUAUCCAUGUGACCCAGACAAAAGGACUUUGGUCCCUGAUUUGGAUGCACUUAAAAAGAAGGUAAGCCCUUGGUUAGCUGAAGGUUUUAGAGGGCAUAUUAUGUCAGAUAGCCCUGUUGUGGCAGAGGCGUGCAUGUAUUCAAUGUCUCCGGAUGAAGAUUUCAUCCUUGAUUUUUUGCCAUUGACAAAGACUUCAUUGUCAAGAGACAAGUCUCCUAUUUUGAUUGCUUCUGGAUUCUCUGGCCAUGGAUUUAAAAUGGGUCCAUUGGUGGGACGGAUAAUGGCAGAUCUUGCCCUCAAAGGAGAAGCCCAUGGGGUACCCUUGCAGUAUUUUUCAAUUGAACGCUUUCUUCAAAAUCCUAAAGGCAAUAUCAAGGAAUACGGUGAGCAGGUCCGCCCUUAUGUGACAUCAUAAAGGUACCGAAUUACAGAGAGGAUAGCAAUAGAACUGCUUGAAUGUCGAUUGCAUUUCAGAUGUCUGUAACGAUCUUUCUUAGUUAAAACCUGGUGACAUGAAAGACUGAAAAUUUAGGUAAUUUCAAUAUGUCUUCCAACAUUUUAAGAUCACAAUUUGUCUUGUAAUGUCAAAGCUUGCUUUUGCAUGACAUGAUUUUUCAGUUUGAAGGAUUAAUAGAGCUUAAAGGACACACAGUAUAUAUUAUA